AUGCAGGCUCCGGUGAUUGUUAUGAACACUAAUAUAGAUAGGGAGACUGGUCGGAAAGCUCAAGUCUCAAACGUUACAGCCGCUAAGACUGUGGCUGAUAUCAUUCGCACUUGUCUUGGACCUCGUUCAAUGCUUAAGAUGCUUCUCGAUCCGAUGGGUGGGGUUGUCUUGACCAAUGAUGGAAAUGCUAUCCUUCGUGAAGUUGAAGUAGUACAUCCUGCAGCUAAGAGCAUGAUCGAGUUGAGUAGAACUCAGGACGAAGAAGUUGGUGAUGGUACCACUAGCGUUAUUAUAUUGGCUGGAGAAUUUGUGGCACAAGCAUUACCUUAUUUGGAAAGAAAUGUACAUCCAAUUGUAAUUAUAUCCGCAUUCAAAAAAGCUCUAGAGGACGCGAUAAAGGUUAUUGAUGAUAUUUCUAAACCAAUCAAUGUGGAGGAUGAAGCGGAAAUGUUAAAUUUAGUAAAAAGUUCGAUUGGUACAAAAUUCAUGAAUCGAUGGAGUGAUUUGAUGUGUAAAUUAGCAUUAACUGCUGUGAAAACUGUUGUCAAAGAGGAGGAUGGAAAACGGGAAGUUGAUAUUAAAAGAUAUGCUCGCGUAGAAAAGUUUAGUUUAUUUCGCAGGAUGAAUAAUUUUGCUUUCUUCUUCGAAAGUGGAAAUAAUUCUAGAGUUUUAGACGGUGUUAUGCUAAAUAAAGAUGUCACUCAUUCUAGUAUGCGUCGUAAAAUCGAAAAGCCUCGAAUUGUUUUAUUAGAUUGUCCGCUUGAAUAUAAAAAGGGAGAAUCUCAAACGGCGGCAGAAAUUAUGGAUGAAAAUCAUUGGAAUAGGCUUUUGCAGAUUGAAGAAGAACAAAUUAAAGAAAUGUGCGAUAGGAUCAUAUCUGUUAAACCAGAUCUCGUAUUUACGGAGAAGGGCGUUUCUGAUCUCGCGCAGCAUUAUUUAUUGAAAGCCAAUAUCACUGCUAUUCGACGUGUACGUAAGACUGACAAUAAUCGUAUUUCUCGUGCAGUUGGAGCAAGUAUUGUAAACCGACUUGAAGAUUUAAAAGAAGAGGAUGUCGGUACCAAAUGUGGUUUAUUUUCUAUUGAAAAAAUUGGUGAUGAGUAUUUUACUUUCAUCACUAAAUGUGAAAACCCUAAAGCAUGUACAAUUUUGCUAAGAGGUCCAUCAAAAGAUAUCUUAAAUGAGAUAGAACGCAAUCUUCAAGAUGCGAUGUGUGUAGCAAGGAAUGUUUUCUUUAAUUCUUUAUUAGCUCCUGGUGGUGGAGCGACUGAGAUGGCUAUAAGUGUUAAAUUAUCCGAAAAUUCAAAAACAUUGGAAGGUAUAGAACAAUGGCCUUAUAAAUCUAUCGCAGAAUCAUUAGAAGUUAUUCCUAGAACUUUAAUUCAGAAUUGUGGUGGUAAUUCUAUUAAAGUAUUAACGCAAUUAAGGGCCAAACAUGCUACUGGAAAUCAUUCAUGGGGAAUUGAUGGUUUGACUGGUAAUAUUGUUGAUAUGAAUGAAUAUGGUGUUUGGGAACCACAUGCUGUGAAAGUUCAAACACUUAAGACAGCUAUUGAGGCUGCAUGCUUGCUUCUUCGUGUUGAUGAUAUUGUAUCUGGUGUUUCAAAGAAGAAAUCUGAUGGUGGCGGUGGUGUACAACCAGCUCCACAAGAAAUGGAAGGUGAAGGUGAACUUGGUGAACGAUAA
Diversispora eburnea is the source of this 1686-nucleotide messenger RNA. NCBI's taxonomy places the organism in Eukaryota, Fungi, Glomeromycota, Glomeromycetes, Diversisporales, Diversisporaceae. The record is from the annotation of a GenBank genome assembly.